AUGUUGGACUCCAAAGCUAAAGAUCGGCCCUGGGGUUACGGGUGGAGGUCCUCACAGAAAUUCGUACUGGUAGCAGUAGCAAUGACGAUGUUGACAGGUAAAGCGCUUGGAAGGGCAGACAUGUUUUUGCAUGACUUUAUGGUUUCCAUUCUCCCUGCGAUGCUCGAGGAUCGCCUUCAACUGGACCCCGAACUGAUCCAGAACGCCAGUCUGGCUUUGCUGGCCGAGAGCGCACUGGUGUCGUUCAUAGUCAGCCCACUCAUCCACCACCAUGCUGACCGUUUCCAAAAUGAUAAGUGGCUGCUUGCUGGCCUGGUAGGCGAGUUGCUUGGCUCUAUGAUGAUUGCCUCUGCUGAUUCAUUAAUGCUACUUUUCUCCGGUCGCUUUGUGCAGGCGGUCGCCAAUGCAAGUGUAGGUGUUCUUGGGUUGUCCAGUUUAUCACGAAAGGUAUCACUGGGAGACUUGGAUAAGAUAAAUAGCAUCAUAUCAGUUUCCCUCGCGGUCGGCACAACGGCUGCACCUCUGAUCGCCGGUGCGCUUCUGCAGUUGGUGGGGUACUGGGGGGCUUGGAACUGUGCAUUUAUUGCGAGUGUGAUUGGCAUUGGACUCCAAUCUUUGAUGGUUGACACACCACAGCCACAUGGGGAUUCAAAGGUGAUGCCGACCGACGAAUGUGCGAGCGAGGCACCUGCAGUUGAUGAAGAGAGCCCGUUAUUACCAACGGCUGUGGCGGGAAAUGUCGCCGAGUUGCAAGGUCUGCCAUACAAAAUGAUCGACCUGGACUUAUAUGUACACCUGUUCACAAAUGCCCGAUAUGUCGGAGGCAUCGUCAGUAGUAUCUGUUACGCAGUUGUGUCAUCAAGCUUCAGUGCCACCCUGCCGCUGCACGUUUGCCACAUUUUCCAGUGGGGAAGUUUUCCAACAGGCCUUCUCUUCGCGGCAAUUCAAGGGCCCAACGCAGUUCUCGGUGUUCCUGUCGCGUGGUUAAAGAAACGAAUAGGCACGCGCCACCCAACCACCUUUGGCUUUGCUACGCUGGCCAUCAUGCUAUGGCUGAUGGGUAUUCCCGGUGACGAGCAGUUUUCUUGGGCAAAUGGCGAAAUUCGAGACAUCUUGCUGUACGUCGGGAGUGUGAUGGGUGCUGGUAUUUCCAUGUCCUUGUUGAACGGGGUUGGCAUGAUGGAAGCCACCAGUGCCGUUUGUGAGCUCGAGGAUGAGCAUCCGGAAAUAUUCGACUCUCGCGAAGGACAUACUAGAGCGGUGUUUGUCACUCGAUUGAGUUCAACGCUUGGGACAUUUGUCGGAGCCAUAUUGUCGGGAACGCUAAGCGAGCGAAGAGGAUAUUAUGCGAUGAAUUGCGCCAGUGAUCUGCGCACUGUGCUCCCUUUUCGUGCUCUGGAACUUGAAAUCCACGGUCCCUCGGCGUCCCGCGAAGCCGCUAGUGGGGAAACGGAGACCGAGCUUACCGAGCCGCGUUACACAUAUUAA
Molecule: messenger RNA, 1488 nt
Organism: Penicillium pulvis
Lineage: Eukaryota; Fungi; Ascomycota; Eurotiomycetes; Eurotiales; Aspergillaceae
Exons: 5
Coding region: 1-1488 (495 amino acids)
Biological process (GO): transmembrane transport
Molecular function (GO): transmembrane transporter activity
Source: RefSeq, a predicted model, not a curated record